Messenger RNA from Cannabis sativa, 990 nucleotides. RefSeq lists its product as uncharacterized. NCBI's taxonomy places the organism in Eukaryota, Viridiplantae, Streptophyta, Magnoliopsida, Rosales, Cannabaceae. The record is from RefSeq and is a predicted model, not a curated record. The coding region runs from base 494 to 919 and encodes 141 amino acids. The transcript has 2 exons.
AAAAUGUCAGCAGAUGUUGCUAACUAUCAUGGUGGAGAUGGUGGCGGGGAUGACCCAUUAGAUCCUACUAGGGUACCGACUGCGUGCGAGGCUUCAGGUAUUUUUGUUAUUUUUCUAUCUAAGUGUUUAAUUUUUUUAAUUCAACUAUUCACACAUAUACAUUUUUGAUGGCAACAUAGGUGGUGACGCGAGAAAAGGCCGUGGGAGGAAUGUUUUAGUAAAGUUAGAAGAGAGAAGAAAAAACUCUACUGGCCCGUUGCCAUUAGAAGUUGACAGUGUCUCGAACAAAAUAGUAGGCUUGGAGAGUAAAGCUUUUCCUCGAUUGGUAGGGCGAGAGGUUGCACUGCAUGUGCCUGGACAUCAUCCAAGUUGGGCAAAUGUCCCGGAGCAGUACGAACACCUCAUCUUAACUAAGCUUCGGGUAAAUAAUUAUUAAUUUAUCUACACUAAUAAAUGUGAUUAUUACCAUGUUAUUUUAAUUUAUUUUUGUCAUAUGCAGCAUUAUUACCAGUUGGACAGUCAUCCAAAGUUAGUAGCUAUUUCGAUAGCUGAGAUGACCGAGAAGUACAAAACACGAAAGAAUAUUAGAUUGCAACACUUCAGAGAAUAUUACAAAAACCCAGAAGACUUUGAAAAUGCAGUGAAGAACCCUCCCAAUGAACUUAAUGAAGACCAAUGGCGACUAAUAUGUGAAUUGUUCACAACUCCUGAUUUCAUUCAACGGUCGAAGCAAAACUCUAUCAAUCGACAGAAGAUGAAAUUCUCUUCAACAACAGGGUCGGUAACUAUGGCUGAGAUUCUUCGUCAAAAACAAGGAAAGGGUUACAUUGAGACUUGGAAAGAAUGUCAUACUAAGAAAGACACCAACACCUUCAUCAAUGAGGCUGCCAAAAAUAAAUAUGUAAGAUAUAUAAAAUAAUAAUUUUAAAUAUUUUCAAAUAAUUGUAACUUUGCUUGAUUUCUAACUUAUUUAUAUUAAUUAUAGGAAGA